Messenger RNA from Habropoda laboriosa, 1926 nucleotides. RefSeq lists its product as uncharacterized. Gene Ontology annotation, biological process: monocarboxylic acid transport; transmembrane transport. The record is from RefSeq and is a predicted model, not a curated record. The transcript is spliced from 10 exons. Lineage: Eukaryota; Metazoa; Arthropoda; Insecta; Hymenoptera; Apidae. The coding region runs from base 1 to 1926 and encodes 641 amino acids. Gene Ontology annotation, molecular function: monocarboxylic acid transmembrane transporter activity.
AUGUCUGUAAAAAAAAACGGAUCGUUAGUUGCUAAGAAUAAAAAUGAAAGAACAGUAAAUACAGACAAUUCGAGUGAUAAUUUUGACCCACCGGAUGGUGGUUGGGGCUGGAUUAUAGUAAUAGCAGCUGGAUUUUCUAACUUUUGUAUAUUACCAAUGCUGCAAUCUUUUGGGUUAAUAUUUCGAGAUAGAUUCGCUGAACUCGGGAUCAAUGCAUCACAAACAACAACUAUAUUGAAUAUAAACUGUGCGGUGACUUCUUGCAUCGGAUUAGCUAAUGGUCCACUGUUUAGAAAAUUCAGUUACAGGCAAAUAGGUUUGGUAGGCGCCACGAUUUGCGCUGUGUCAAUCACAGUACUAUCGGUUAUGAAAAGUUUUCCUGGAGUUUUAAUCUUUUUCUCGAUCUUGUACGGUGCUGGAACUGGAAUUACAAUGUCCUCAAAUGCUCUAGCUCUAAAUACUUAUUUCAAAAAGAAGAGAAGAAUUGCCACGGGCCUCAGUUGGACCUGUACAGGCAUAGGACCCAUUGUUAUGCCGCAAAUAAUUACAUUGUUAAUGCCUGUAUAUGGCGUGGAAGGUACCAUCUUCAUUUUCGGUGGUUUCACAUUUAACGCAGUUGUAUGUGCUCUCCUAUUACAACCUGUCUCGGAGCACGUAAAAAGAAGGCAAGGUACAGAAACAUUGUGCACUAACGACAAUAUAGAAUUCAAAGAAUUAGAAACAAUCGAUCAGGUAACAGCAGAGAUUAUUGACAAAAAAUAUCAGUCAUUAGAAAAUAUUGACGGAGAUACGCGAAAUAGUUUAAGUCUUGUGACAGAUAAAUUCGGAAGCCAGUAUUUGUAUUACGACGAUAAAGAAGAUGGCGCUUCCGGUAUAGAUGUAAUUGGUCCUGAAACAUCGAUGAUGUCUCGAGCUAACGACGGAUGGUUCUCUAGAAAAAAUACAUCAACUACGUCAAUAUCGUCUAAAACAUCGAAGAAGGAAAGCUCUUCGAGGAAUCUAAGCCGGAAAUCGUCGGUAAACUUGAGUAGACAAUCUAGUCUUAAUAGAGAAUCGUCGGUAAGAAAUCUUAAUAGUGAAACCGACAAAAGUCGAAGAAAAGUUUCGAUACUCCCGCUGAUCAUCGUUAAAGAAUCCUGCGAACAUACCGACGACUACGAGCAUUGUAAAGAUCCAAAUUGCAAUCACAAAAUAGAAGAAAAAUUAGUGGCAUCCGAAGAAAUCGAAACCGAUCAGCUGAUGAGGGAAGAAUGUGCUCAAGAGACGACGAAAAAAACGUUCCUGGAAACGUUGAUAAUUUUCUUCGACUUAGAUUUGCUCAGUGAUUACGUCUACGUGAAUAUGAUGUUGGGCAUUACGUUUGCGAAUUUCAGCGAAAUGAAUUUCGCCAUGUUGACACCGUUCAUAUUAGGCGAGUACGGUUUCUCGAAAAUUCAAGUGGCGACGGUAAUGUCGAUUCUCGGUAGCAUGGACGUUGCCACUAGAUUGAUAAUACCUUUCGUUGCUGAUUUUAUCGGAUGGCAAAAUAGAACGUUCUUCCUGGUUGGUGUCUGCGGAAUGGCCGCCGGACGCGUCGUUCUAGCACACGUUCAAGAUUUCGGAGUUAUUCUGGCGGUUGCAGUUCUAAUCGGUGCUGGAAAAGCUUUGCGGACAAUUUUUAUGGCUCUCGUCAUCCCGACUCACGUUCCCUUAUCAAGAUUACCAGGUGCGACCGGUAUUCAACUUCUAACUAGCGGCAUUAUUUCAUUAACGUUAGGACCAGUUGUCGGUUGGAUUCGAGAUAUAACUGCAAAUUACGCAAUUAUGCUACACUGCUUGAAUAUUUUCACGUACUUAACCGUAAUUUCGUGGUCGCUCGAAAUCUGUUUUACCAAACGAGAAGCGAAGAAGAUAGCAGAAGAGGAAUCGAACAAAUUGAAAGCUUAA